Messenger RNA from Lycium barbarum (goji berry), 822 nucleotides. RefSeq lists its product as uncharacterized. The transcript has a single exon. The record is from RefSeq and is a predicted model, not a curated record. The coding region runs from base 1 to 822 and encodes 273 amino acids. NCBI's taxonomy places the organism in Eukaryota, Viridiplantae, Streptophyta, Magnoliopsida, Solanales, Solanaceae.
AUGUGGAAUAAAUAUUGCAAGAAGAUAAAUCCAAUAGAAGUGCAGUGGAAAUGUGGUUCACAGUUUUGGAAAAGAAUGAUAGAAGCAAGGGAUCAGGUGGAUCAACAGAUAUGGUGGGAACCUAGAAAUGGAGCAUGUGAUGUAUGGGAUGAUAAUUGGACUAAACUUGGUUCAAUCAAACAGGAAAUGCCUCCAGACUUUCAGAUUGAUACCAGCAUUGAAGAGGUAUCAUACUUCAUGAAUGCAGAAGGCUGGGGUGCACAAAGAUUACAUGACAAGCUGCCCAUUAAUGUUUGUGAUCGUGUUCUAGAAGAGUUGAGUAUAGUGGAGCAUUCAGAGGAGAAAGAUAAAGCCUGGUGGAUGGCUAGUACUAUAGGAAAAUUCACUGUAGGGAGUGCUUGGAAUUUGCUCAGAAAAAAGGCUCAAACAUCAGCUCACUUUUCAAAAUUGUGGUUCAAAGGUGUUACAUUCAAAAUAUCCUUCUUCCUUUGGAGAUUGUGGAAGUUCAAACUACUUGUUGAUGAUGUACUAAAGAUAAUGAAUAUUAGUAUUGUAUCUAGAUUUAGAUGUUUUCUGAACCCUCAUCAUGAGGAGACAAUUCAACAUUUAUUCUUAACAGGUGAAUUUACAGCAGAAAUCUGGCAAUAUUAUAAUGCUGCUGUUGGGAUAGUUGAUCCAAGGAUACAGAUUCAUCAGACAAUAGUACAAUGGUGGUAUAUGCAAGUCCUACAAAGCUCAAGUCAGUUAUGCAGGCUGCGCCAGCAUUCAUAUGUUAGCAACUAUGGAAGAGAAGAAAUACUAUCAUGCAUGAGGUUAAGAUGA